AUGGACGGUACCACGGGUGCUAUUCAGGAUCGAGUUCGCCAGCGCUAUACGGCUAAUGCUCACAGUAUGAUGUACCAAAUGAACGCUUUCUCAUCGCUCUAUCUGUUGGUUGGCUUGCUUCUCACCGGUGAAUUGCUCUCUUUCAUGGCAUUUGUGCGCAUUUAUCCGAGUGUCAUGCUACAGAUGAUCAUCUUAGCAAUUGCGAGCGCAGGAGGACAGUUCUUCAUCUUCAAGACGGUGGCCGAAUUUGGCCCAUUAACUUGUUCUAUUGUGACGACCACUCGUAAGCUGUUUACGAUGCUCGGCUCGGUCAUUCUGUUCGGCAAUACGCUCACGCAGCGGCAGUCGGUAACUUUCCCGUGGUCCUGGUCUUUGACCUCUUGGACAACUUAUCGCGUAGUGCGAAGUGAACGUGAUGUCGAUGAGAAUUGA
Molecule: messenger RNA, 432 nt
Organism: Gongylonema pulchrum
Lineage: Eukaryota; Metazoa; Nematoda; Chromadorea; Rhabditida; Gongylonematidae
Source: the annotation of a GenBank genome assembly